CUGUCCACCACGAGGCCCUCAGCCGACUCAAUCUUCAAUUACAGACAUAACUUCCCUUGGCACGCAUGUGACCGUGAAGCUAAAAGGCACAGCCUUAGCUUCAUGGAUUCAGCCCAACUGCGCAUUCGGCACUGCUGAACUUUUUCGAAGGAGGUGUAGGGGUGUGGCCUGCUGUGUUAGGUAUUACAGUUGGGGCCAUAAGACAGAAACUUCGCUUCUGGUUACGAUGAGAACGCUGCCUCACUCAGCGGCAAAGAGCGCGGAACAAUUACUGGAAAAAGGACUCGCGGGCCGGGUGGUUCCUUGAACAUAUAACAGAGCUUGACUUGACCUUUGCGCCAUGCUAGUCAAUCUAGGGCUGACUGCUGACGCUGCUGCAAUCCAUCGACACGAGUUCUCCGCGCAUCAGAGUGGGAGGUCCACCACCCCAACCAUUUCGCAAGUUUCUAACUCGAUCCUGUCUCUUGGAUUUAUGCCGUCUGGCGUGCGCAACUUGGUACCGGGCAACGGGGCUUCCAGACCAGCGCCUUCAGGCCGAGCGAGCCCCUCGUCUCCGCUGUCAAGCCCUCUGUCCAGCCCCAGGGACUCGGUUGAAGAGGAUCGUGGCCGGACUGGAGACGAUUUAGGUAAUUGUAGUGAAGCAGACCAGAGCGUCCCGACAAGCCCCAGGAGAAAACAUACCAAUCGAUCCAAAACAUCAUUUCGCUUCGCCCACCCCCCACCCUCAGGCCAUAGACGAUUAAGAAUUCGACCCCGACUGCUGCUUCAGCUACAGCAUGUAUCGCAGACUUCCCGUCCUAUUUCAGCGCUAGAUGUGAUCCCUUCUUCACUUUUUGGGACCCGAUCCACGAGAAGAGUGUCCAACCCGCAUCGAGGAAGGGAUCGUAUUGGGCCCAACGACCUCCUGAUCAUCCCCAGCGAUUCCUACGGCCCGUUGGAUAACGAGCAGAGAAACUCGUUCGAUGUUCACGGGGAUCUCGUUGCUGUGUUAGGCCAGUCCCGCAAGGAGGGCUCCAAGUCGAAGGGGCUGGUGGAUAUAUGCAUUGACCAAGGAGGUCUAUGGGAAGCAACGCCGAUUUCGAACAAUGUAUACGAGUUUACCCACACAGGCGAAAACGGGCUCCGCAAGUGCGUGCGCUGGGUACUGCGUGGGAAAGAAAACCGCAACUCCAUGGGCUUGGGCGCUGGAGGUGAACAAGACGGCAAACGCUACAUCUUUAGCAUGAUCGAUCCGACCAGCCGUCGACAUCCAGUGAUAGCAUGGAUGACCAGGAACGGUAUCGACGUGCUCGAUCGAUAUUCACUCACGUCAGGGUCGACUCGCAGUCGAUCAGCGAGUAUCUCGGCGCCUAGUUCCAAUGCCAAGCUCUCUACCCCAGUCUCCGAUCGCAGUGUGACUGAAACAGAAGACUGGCUUCGCACUCUGAUCAUCGUGACCGGUAUAUGGGUUGCACUGCGAGAGGGGUGGUCGAGGUACCCGGCUUCAUCGGAUAUAAGACACACCACACCGCGCUCUCACAGUACGAACACUCAAUCGACCCAAUCGCAGCAGCUACGAAUGUCAGAAUUUGAUGGGAACGUCAGUGAAAUGGGGAUGGCUACGCAGACGGGGUGUCGUCUCAGCUUUCAGUCCGCUAGGGUACGGAUGAGGCAGAAUAGCUUGCAUGUCCACACUGACCCUCCCUUCCCUGCCCAUAGACAAGGGUUGAAGAGCGUUGAUUCAGAAAAGCCCGCGCCACGAAAGUUUUCAAAGGAGCGUCGACGUAAACGACAUCGUAUCCUUUGCAUGGGCAGCGAGACCUCCUCGCCCCCCGAUAGCCCUCAUCCUCCUGGCAUACCUAGAGGGACCCCAGGACGGCCACGGGGCAGGCAUCAAGGCUUGCUAGAUGCGGGACUAACCGAAUAUGACGACCAAGAUGCCGGCCAUCCGUCACACGUUCCCACCUCAGGCCAUUCGCCCCGGAAAUCAGACUCGGCGAAGAGGCGUAGAUGGUGCGGUCUAGCCUUAUGGAUUGAUUCCGUUGGCACGAAGACGAGAAAGAAAGCACGAUAGAAAACCUUCGCACUCUGAAUGUCUGCGUUAUAGCGUCCGUUUUCUCCCCUCUCAAACCUCCCACUCCGAGUUAUUUGGGCAAUUCCUUUUAUGUAGCUCGAAGCUCUUUUUUGACUACACCCGCACCCUAGUGCAUGUAUGUACAUACAUACAUACGUACAUA
Messenger RNA from Coccidioides posadasii C735 delta SOWgp, 2216 nucleotides. RefSeq lists its product as uncharacterized. NCBI's taxonomy places the organism in Eukaryota, Fungi, Ascomycota, Eurotiomycetes, Onygenales, Onygenaceae. The record is from RefSeq and is a predicted model, not a curated record.